Messenger RNA from Suillus clintonianus, 1152 nucleotides. RefSeq lists its product as uncharacterized. The coding region runs from base 1 to 1152 and encodes 383 amino acids. The transcript has 13 exons. The record is from RefSeq and is a predicted model, not a curated record. NCBI's taxonomy places the organism in Eukaryota, Fungi, Basidiomycota, Agaricomycetes, Boletales, Suillaceae.
AUGGCCACAAUGAUCCCAGCUGAGGGAAUUGACCGAGACAUUGAGCUGCUCAGUCGCAGUGUUCCUGUCUGGCCGACACAGCUACGGCGCGAAUCUUUAGGUCGCGAUUACAACGUGCAGAAGAUGCAGAUCGACUUCGCUCACCGUGAAGUGCGCGGGCAUUGGGAAGAGUUUAUUCAUCCGUCAGGAGCUAUAUACCACUACAAUGCGAAAAGUAAAACAUACACAGGGAUGAACGUGAGGGACUGUUCCAACGAACAGCUCCAGAAGCUCGAAUCUUGGAUCAAGGUGUCAAGAUCCAGACUAGAUGGAAAGCCGUGGUUGUUGAUCGUCGAGCCGAUCUUAGCGAGAGGGAAGGAGAUCUACCCGUAUUACUACGUGGUACCCGAGAAUCGCGUCAUUACCUGGAUCGAGCCCGUGGAUGGCUACCUCCUGUUUCAAGAAUGUACAACGGUAUGGCACUGGAACCACAAAAGACUUGAACUGGAGGCCCAAUAUUGGAAACACGUUGAAUAUUUUCCGCAUGGGAUUGAAAUUCAUCGUUCGGAGGUGAAAACUUUCCGACUGCAAUUGAAUUGGUAUCGCGUAGAGGCCUUAGCCUUGGAACAAUCUAUUGCGGGCUCAAUAUUCUGGACCUUGGAACAAAUGAAAGAAAUGAUUGCUGAGCUAGCUACUGCAGAAGGACUUGCAAGAAGUGAUGGAGUCAUGGAAGAGCAAGGCGUCGCAAUCUGCGGUAAAUUAUUCCACAUACUCCGACAUCACGAAUAUCUGAACCACCAUGGCCAACCCGAAGCUCGCUUGAUGCGAACACAUUCACUGGGUGAGAGGCGCAGAGAUCUGGAAAAAUCUCCCUUCAUCACUGCCGUUGCCGUUGCCAUGCUCUGGAUCCCAAUAAUGGUGCUCAGACGACUCCAAAAAAUCUACGUUGAUGGUCUUGUCAAUGGGGUCGACAUGAAGGCAUUCAUAGACGAUUUCAGUGCACAAGCUAAAUCCCAAACUACGGUUGCAAGUGUCAUCAUGGCAGUUAACGCCAGCAUUCUUGCCAUCCCAGUGUCUACUGCAUUAUCGCAUGCACGAUGGCACAACAAUUUGGUCAACGAAUGCGAUCCCUUGACUUUGCGGUUCGACCAUUUUCUUAUUUCUACCGUCUGA